Salvia splendens (bonfire salvia) is the source of this 1021-nucleotide messenger RNA. RefSeq lists its product as uncharacterized. NCBI's taxonomy places the organism in Eukaryota, Viridiplantae, Streptophyta, Magnoliopsida, Lamiales, Lamiaceae. The record is from RefSeq and is a predicted model, not a curated record. Bases 90 to 938 code for a protein of 282 amino acids. The transcript is spliced from 5 exons.
AUUAAACUACAAGUAGCAACUCUUUCAAAACCAAACAGAAAUUUCAAAUACUAUAAAAAUCAAGAUCCUAUUCUAAGCUAGAAAGAAGCAUGGCUGAGGUGAAGCCUCAAAUCAGCCCUCCUCGCCACACGAACGCGAGACGGUUUUCAGCAUCAAAUUGGAAGAGCUUCAGAGAAGAUGAAAGGUCUUUAAGAACAACCGCUACAACAAUUUCCAGCAGUGUGUCGUCUCCUGGAUAUACUGCUACAGACAAAAUUGAUCCUUCAACAUAUUCAUUCACAGCAGCCAUCAAAGGAUUGCAGAGACGAGGAGUGUGGUCGUGUGAAUACAUAGGCAUAGGCGGGCUGCAGUCAAAAUGGAGCGAUGCUGAGAAAUACAUAUCGAAUCCGCUGUCAGGCCAAGUGCCCGUCGAAUGCUUGUCGGCCAAAGCGUUAGGCGUCAGAUCCUUCAGCACUCUAACUAGUAACAGAAUCACCAUUUCCGCGCCACUCCAUUUUCAGACUUAUAACCACCAUUUCAAAUUCCAAGAGAAGAAGAGGCCGCCCGCCGCCGUCACUCGAGAUGUUGGAACACAGAGCGCGGAUGUUAGUGUUAGUGCACCAAACACUCCUUCCAUUCAAGAAACUUCGCCAAAACACAGCCGAGGAGAAUCCGUAAAUUCCUCUCUUUCUACUCACAAACAGAUGCCACAACAGGUGGGGGAGACAGAAAAUAAGGAGAAAGAAAUUAGAAAUACAGAACACGGAAGAGAGAGGAAGAAGAAGGCAAUGAUGAUGUGUAGCCAAGAAGGGGGAAGAAGAAGAGGAGGAUGUUUGUCAUUUAAGGGUUUGUGGCAAAGAAGAAACAAGUGCAAUUGCAAACCUAAGAAAAACUACAAUACUCAUUCUUCCUCAUCACCAACCUUUCUAUAUCAUAUUAAUGCUUGUUACGAUGUUUAAUUUUAUUCUUUCUAUCACAUACAUUUUUAGACUCUCUGAUCCUUUAUUUUCAUUUAUAUAAUCAACUUGUUUGUUGGUGUUAA